Molecule: messenger RNA, 1589 nt
Organism: Nylanderia fulva
Lineage: Eukaryota; Metazoa; Arthropoda; Insecta; Hymenoptera; Formicidae
Product: mitochondrial glycine transporter
Biological process (GO): glycine import into mitochondrion
Cellular component (GO): mitochondrion; mitochondrial inner membrane
Molecular function (GO): glycine transmembrane transporter activity
Source: RefSeq, a predicted model, not a curated record
AUAUAGAGUUCAAUGAAUAGCAUAAAAAAAUCUCAUAAUCAUCCAUAUCGCUCUUAUAUCGGAAACGAUUAAAUUUUUAUAUAUAUGCAAGUCACAUCGAAUUAAUAUUCGGAGUAAACACCUGAUUUCAACAAAAUCGCUCUUUCAAUAGAUAAAAAUAAUCCGGAGUAAUCGCACCCGGGACGAAAAACGACAACGUAAAAACGAAUGAUGUCGCGAAAGUUAUUACUACCUGAUAACUCCUAUCAGUCGACGGUGAUUUAUUUUUCGUCACGCGACCUCCAUCUCGUCACGUUCAUCUCUAUCUUCGUCGACUCGGUGAAGCCAGUGGAGAAAGACUACAUCCUGCGAACAUCCCAGUGCGAUCAUCCCAGAUCUCUACACAAGAGCUGCAAGAAUUUCACGAGGAAUGAUUCAGCCUCCUAUCUCAGUGUGAAGAAGAAGCGGAAGGGUCGUUGAAUGUGGACAAUAAUACCGGUUGACCUAUGCCAGCGUCAAAGUGCAUCACGUUUUCUUACAAAGUCACGUUUAAAUCACGUUUCAACUUGCUGAUAAGUCUCCGGCCUUCUUACUCGCACGAGCAUGUCCCGAUAUGACACACCCGAUUGACCUCGAGAAUGUCGAAAUGAAGAUAAACAGGGAUCAUCCAAUCUUGAAGUCUUUCCUGGCAGGCUCAUUCUCCGGGACGUUCUCCACGAUUCUCUUCCAACCGCUGGAUCUAGUGAAGACCAGGCUUCAAAAUAGAGUCAACACUUCCGUCGAAUCGCCGAGAAAUGGGAUGCUGGGCACGGUGGCGAACAUUAUUCAAAAGGAGAAUGUCUUUGGAUUAUGGAAGGGCAUGACGCCGUCGAUAACCAGGGUAAUCCCUGGCGUGGGUCUAUACUUCUCGUCGCUGCAUUGGCUGAAGCAUGCCCUCGACCUUGAAGAAUCCUUGACGGCCCUGCAGGCGAUCGCCUUAGGUAUCACCGCGCGCUCCAUGUCCGGGGCUCUGCUCAUUCCCAUUACCGUCGUGAAGACGCGAUUCGAGAGUGGCGUCUACAAGUAUAAUAGUAUUAGCGAGGCUCUGUGGCUGAUCUACAAGCAAGAAGGAGUGAGAGGUUUAUCCAGUGGUCUAGUGCCUACCCUUCUACGAGAUGCGCCUUACAGCGGUUUAUAUCUCAUGUUUUAUACCCAACUGAAAAGCGCGGCUACCAAAACAGGAACGAUGAGUGAGUCGCAAAUGCCAGUUCACUUCAGCUGCGGGAUUCUCGCUGGAAUUCUAGCCUCUGUGGUGACGCAACCGCCGGAUGUUGUCAAGACGAAGAUGCAACUAUAUCCGAACGAAUUCAACGGGAUUUACCGUGCGACGUUCCUCGUCUACAAGAAAUACGGCGUAUUGGGAUACUUCAAGGGUAUCGUUCCCAGAAUGCUGAGGCGAACUCUGAUGACCACCAUGGCUUGGACGGUGUACGAGCAGCUAACAAAACAAAUCGGCUUGAAGUAAACGUGCUAUUGUCUUCUGUAUGAAAGUUUUACACGAAGUAGUUGAAUUAUGCCAUGUACAGUAUUAGUAUACAUUUACUAUUUGUAUAUAUUUACUAAUUGUGAAA